CUUCCACAUUUACACUUACAUUUCCAACUAAACUACAUCGCUUUCCACAUUCAAAUACAUUAAUAUCCCAGUGAAGAUCCCACAAGAAGAUGCAGAACGGACCAAACGAUAAAUACCCCGAAAAGUUCGAUUUCGAUGAGGAGGUCAGUCGCAUGAAGCUCGAGGUCGAUCUGAUGUUCUUCGCCGAGAUGGAGGAAGCCCUUUUUGGGGAGAGUGAGCCCGAGGAUACCAACGAUGAGGAAACAAGUCCUUCGGAGGGCAGCAGUGAGGACAGCGAUAGACAUAUCUAAAUUCACUACCAUGGACGUCACUCGUUCAAAAUUUCGCCGGCUAUCAUUAUCAUCCAAUAAAGUUCUGUGGCAUAUUGUG
Molecule: messenger RNA, 369 nt
Organism: Drosophila subpulchrella
Lineage: Eukaryota; Metazoa; Arthropoda; Insecta; Diptera; Drosophilidae
Exons: 1
Coding region: 90-290 (66 amino acids)
Source: RefSeq, a predicted model, not a curated record